AUGAACUCGCUCCCGGGGGCAUCUGCCACCAGCUCGGCGCCCAACAGCACCGAACUCAUGAUCGCCCUCUCGCAGAUCCAGCAGCUGAUCCCACUGCUCGACUUUCGACCGGGGGGUCUGACGCACCUUUUGCCCACCCUUCUGACGCCGUUGCUGCCGACGAGCGAUGCGACGGCGAUGCAGGGUUACCGGGCGAGUGUCGAGCAUGCCUUUCGGGUUGCGGGCGAGCUGGUGGCGCGCGUGGGCGACGGGAGUACGCCUGCUGGCGCCGCGUUGGAGUUGGCUGAGCGGUUGAUGAGGGAGGGCGACGAGGGAGCAAGAGUGCUGCGCGUCCGCAAGAAGAGGAGGUUGCUGGCGGAGCAGGAGAAGGCGAUGGAGGCGAAUGCGUGGGGACCGAGCGUGCCGGUGAGGGCAAAAGACGUCAAGGCGGAUGCGGAGAAGAAGGAGGGCGCAGAGCAAGGGGCGGUGGAAGUAUCCGCCUUUCUGCCGUCCCAGAACCCAGCGAAUACUGUACUCGCGACAUCACAGCAGAACGUGCCACCACCAACAACAGCGCAGGCGGUGGGGAAGUAUCUCACUGCGCUGCACGCAUACCUCCAGACGACGGUCGAUAAAGGGUUGGCGCCACAAACGGUGCCGCUCAAACAGGUCAAGGCGCGCAUCACCGCAUUUGCACCGCAGGGCUUCACACUGGAGGUGCAGAUCGCGCAGGUGAUCAAGGCGGUCAUCGAGGCGAGCUUCACGUACUGCUCCACGGCAGACGACGCAAACGAGGAGCGAGAGCUGCAGAGCGUCGAAGUGGCAGCUCUCACAUUGGGCGGGGUCAGCGAGACCAUUACAUCAACAACACCAAGCGCAUACCCAAUCUUCCGCACGCUAUCCACCGACCUCCUCACUCAAACGCAAAACGCGGUCCCUUCCCUCACCGCCGCCACGUCGGCAGACGCAAGGAUAUGGACAGCCUACACGCCGAUCACCGAGACCAUCACCCGUCUCAUUCUCGCCGCCGCGCACUUCCAGUCGUGA
Molecule: messenger RNA, 1026 nt
Organism: Kalmanozyma brasiliensis GHG001
Lineage: Eukaryota; Fungi; Basidiomycota; Ustilaginomycetes; Ustilaginales
Exons: 2
Coding region: 1-1026 (341 amino acids)
Source: RefSeq, a predicted model, not a curated record